This is a messenger RNA of Paramecium pentaurelia, 463 nucleotides long. The record is from the annotation of a GenBank genome assembly. NCBI's taxonomy places the organism in Eukaryota, Ciliophora, Oligohymenophorea, Peniculida, Parameciidae.
AUGAAGACUUUAGUUAUAGUUUUUUUAAUUCUUUUAGUUCAUGGCCAAGAAAUUGAUUGGGGAUUGAAUCUCGAUUAAGAUUAAAAACGAGAUUAUUUAAUUGUCAAUAGUAAUGUUGAAAUUAAUUAGGUUGGAUGUAAUAUUAUAAAAUUAUAUUAAGCAAAUAAUUAAUAAUAAUAAGGUUAGUAUAAAGAAGGUUAAGAUUAAGGAACAAUUAGUGAAGGGACUAAAUAAAAAAUUUAGGAAGAAUUUCUAUCAUAUGAUCUAGAUGAUGGUAUAAAUUAUGAGAAAAAUAAUUAGAUGGUAUUUUAAAAAUAGAUGAAUUAAAAUAAUCAUUUAGAGGGGAGGCAGAACAUUAAGUUAGAAAAUUAUUUGGAUUUGGUGAUAAAGACAUGAAUGGUUUUAUCAAUUUUGAGGAAUUCUUUAAAUUUAGAACCAGAGAUUCUAUGACAGAUUUAUGAAA